AUGUCCACCACCGCUGAGAUCCUCCAACAAACCACCACCUUCCUCUCCGAAACAAUCUCACAACCAGACAUCCGUCGCCGUAUCUUUUCCAUCCUCCGUAACAAUCUCUCUCCUUCCGUCCAACUCAACAUCAAACAACUAAACCUCGCCGCUGACACACUUGAAAACGCCAUAACCACCUCCAACCCCUCCGUCAGAUCCUCUUCCCUCCGCCUCUCCGAAAAGCUUCUCCUCUCAUUCCCACAAAACCCGUUUUCCUCCUUCUUACUCUCACUCAUCUACACUCUCUGCCAACGCCCAAUCGAUGCUUCCAUUACUCUCCUCAACCUCUUCGAAACUGACCCAUCAAUCGCAAGAUCAGAAGUUGCACCCCAGUUGUUCGAGGAUAUACUUCUAAUCAACUUUUUACCAGUUCUUGAGUGGUACAAUGAGCAAAGAUCACGAAUUUUAUCAUCUUUGUCUUCAAAUUGUGGAUACGAAAGUGAUGAAAAUUCAAUUGUUACGGAUUCAGUUGUGUCGUGCACUACUUUACUAUCGAAAAUGAACGGAAAUCAAGCUUCUGAAUUGAAGGAAUUAGAGAGAGAUUAUGAGCAAGUUCUUGAUGAAAAUUGUAGGGUUUUUGCUGGGUAUUUCAAAGAGAUAUUGGGAAAUAAAGAUGGGAAUGGAGUAAUUGUUCCACCAUUGGUAGUUCUUGAAGCAGUUCACAAGGGUGAUGAACAUCAUGUGUUAAACCAAGACGAGAAGAGCAUAUCGACUCAAUUCGGAUCAAAAAACGGACGGUAUAAUCCAAUAUGGACUGAUAAAGGAGAAGAACAAUCAGUGAAAACGCUCUCCAAGUUUCCAUCUUUCUUCCCUGAAAGAGUCUCUCCCAGACUUCUCACUAACCAAAGAUCAUCUUCAACAACGUCAAAACCCUCCCCAAAUCAAGACUAUUCCGAUUCAGAACCCGACAACAAUUCUUGCUCCAAUAUGUCUUCAUCCGAUUCAGAUACAGAAGAAAUAGAGGUGAAAAACAUCGAAAUAGCAUCGUCAGACAAGAAACAGAAACAACCCAUCUUAAUAGAGCCAAGUUCUUUUGAUCCUGCCAUGGAAGACUACGAGAACCAGAUUAACGAAGAUAAACAUGCAGAUACACCCCCUAAAGAUUUCGUUUGUCCAAUAACAACCCAUAUAUUUAACGACCCCGUUACGUUAGAAACCGGUCAAACUUAUGAACGGAAAGCCAUCCAACAAUGGUUAGAUAGAGGAAACGUUUCUUGCCCAAUCACCAGACAAAAGCUUCACAGCGCUCAUCUGCCCAAAACAAAUUACGUCCUUAAAAGACUAAUCGCCAGCUGGAAAGAAUUGAGUCCCGGGAAUGGGAAUGGAACUGGGAAUUCCAGUUAUGACGAUAUCCUUCAGCUGACGUCACCCGACAGUGUAAUAAGUCAAGCCACCAUUGAUGGAACACUCAACGAACUCAGACGUGCAAUCACUAAUCUUUGUACUUCCGAAGUGUUAAAAGAAGCCGAAACAGCUGUUCUCAAAAUCGAAAGAUUCUGGCAAGAAACAAACAUGGAAUUGGAAAUUCAAACGAUGCUUUCACAACCUCCGGUUAUAAACGGAUUUGUAGAGAUUCUUUUCAGUUCAAUCGACACCCGGGUUUUAAUCGCAACGGUUUUUCUUCUUUCCGAACUCGGUUCACGAGAUGGGAAUGUAAUCGCAACACUCACGAGAGUGGAUUCCGAUGUUGAAUGUGUCGUUUCACUUUUUAAAAAAGGUUUAUUUGAAGCGAUUGUGUUGAUUUACUUACUGAAACCUUCGAUUCCGGGGCUUCUUCAAAUGGAAUUGGUGGAUUCCCUUUUGAGUGUUGUGAGUAAAAAGGAAGAUGAGUUUUUUAAGAUGUGUGUGAAACCGAAAGCGGCUGCGGUUAUGUUGUUGGGAUGGAUUGUUGGAAGUGGUGAUGAUGUGGCUGUUUUUGGAGUUGUUAAGAGGGUGAUCUCUGGAAAGGCGAUUGAAUGUAUUGUUGAAAGUUUGGAAUCGGAAUGGAUAGAGGAAAGAAUCAUGGCUAUUCGUAUACUGUUGAGAUGCAUGCAAGAAGAUGGAAAGUGUAGGAAUGUAAUUGCUGAUAAAGCUGAACUUGCUCCGGUUUUAGAGAGUUUUGUUGAGGCAAACGAUGGAGAUCGGUUUGAGAUUGUUCAAUUUCUUUCUGAGUUAGUUAAACUAAACAGGAGAACAUUCAACAAUCAAAUUCUACAUAUUAUAAAGGACGAAGGAAGUUUUAGUACAAUGCAUACACUUCUCAUAUAUCUACAAGCAGCUGCAACCGAUCAAUCUCCGGUUAUCGCGGGUCUCCUUCUUCAACUAGACCUUCUGGAAGAACCAAGAAAAAUGAGUAUUUAUAGAGACGAGGCUAUUGAUACUCUUAUAUCAUGUCUUAAAAAUUCGGAUUCCCCAGCUGCUCAAAUUGCAGCUGCAGAGACAAUUUUAGCCUUACAAGGCCGAUUCUCAUCUUCUGGGAAGCCUCUUGUUCGCAUGUAUCUUCUUAAACAUGCUGGAUUUGACAAAACUUAUCGAUCCACAAUACGAAAAGAACAACUUUCAACCAUUUCUGGAGAGCUUCAUGACACUAAGGAUGAGGAGAAAGCUGCUCAGGAAUGGGAGCGAAAAAUGGCGUUUGUUUUAACGAGCCAUGAAUUCGGUCUUAUUUUUGAGGCUUUAUCAGAAGGAUUGAAGAGUAGAUAUGCAGAAGUAUGUGCAGUUAGUUUUGUGUGUGCAACAUGGCUUGUACACAUGCUUAAGGUUCUUCCAGAUACAGGAGUUCAAGGAGCAGCCCGAGUUUGCUUGUUGAAUCGCUUUGUGUCUAUCUUUAAAUCUGCAAAAGAUCCGGAAGAUAAAGCCCUUUCCAUGCUUGCACUUAGCAGUUUCAUCCAUGAUCCUGAUGGGUUGCGGGAUAUAACCACACACAUGAAGGAUAUCUUGAAGGGUUUGCGAGACUUCAAGAAAUCAUCUAAUGUGGCUUUAGAAAUGCUCAAAGUAUUUUCAGAAGGGAGUGAAUCUAGUGCAGAUCUAUGGAGUCAUAAAGAACUAACACAACAAGAUUGCAGCAUGAAUGGAGAAGUUCUAUCGAUAGCAUCCAUCAAAGACAAGAUCUUUUCAGGCCAUUCAGAUGGCACAAUAAAGGUUUGGAUGGAUAAAGGUAGCGUGCUACAUUUGAUCCAAGAAAUACGAGAACACUCAAAGGCAAUCACUAGCUUGACUGUUCCACAGUCAGGGGACACUCUAUACAGUGGUUCACAUGAUAAAACCGUCAGGUGGUGGUCUAUUAACAAGGAAUCGAUACACUGCGAACAAGUGUAUGAUGUCAAAGAUCAAGUUAACAAUCUUCUAGUCGCCAAUAGUAUCUCAUGCUUCAUUCCUCAAGGUGCUGGAAUCAAGAUUCAAUCAUGGAGUGGAACAUCAAAGCUACUUAAUCCUAGUAAAUAUGUCAAGUGUUUGGCUCUUGUUCAUGGGAGAUUAUAUUCGGGAUGCCAGGAUAAUAGCAUUCAGGAAAUCGAUUUGGCAACCGGAACAUUGAGUUCCAUACAAAGUGGAUCAAGAAAACUACUUGGUAAGGCAAAUCCAGUCCAUGCCUUGAAAGUUCAUGAUGGACUCAUAUACUCAGCCAGCUCUUCUGUUGAAGGAACUUCAUUGAAGGUGUGGAACGCUUCAAAUUACACUUUAAACCAAACAGUGUCAUUGGGGAGUGAAGUACGGACAAUGGUGGUUAGCUCAGAUAUAAUUUAUAUGGGUUGCAAAGGAGGGAUUGUGGAAGUAUGGUGUAGAAAGAAACUUAGUAGAAAAGAAACACUACAAACUGGUACAAAUUGUAGAGUUGUUUGCAUGGCUCUAAAUAGCAACGAAGAUGUCUUGCUCAUUGGAACUUCUGAUGGAAGAAUUCAGGCUUGGGAAGUGAGUUAAAGAUCUUGUUGUAUAUCAAAAUAGUAGUACCAUCAAGCGAAAAAUGUCACUUAACAGAUAUAUUCUUUUGAAUGUUCAUAAAUGAGGUGAUGUAAUGUAUAGGACUAACUGUAAAAAGAGUGCAAGGUAUUUUCAACAUUUUUUCAAAUCAUGGGCAACAUAUUCUUUUAGCUAUUUAAU
Lactuca virosa is the source of this 4119-nucleotide messenger RNA. The record is from the annotation of a GenBank genome assembly. NCBI's taxonomy places the organism in Eukaryota, Viridiplantae, Streptophyta, Magnoliopsida, Asterales, Asteraceae.